CUGGCAUAACUUGUGAUAAUCAUGGCUGGCUCUGGCCUCAAAUCUGAACAAAGGAAAAAAAUUACAUAGUGCAAACAAACUGCAAUGCAUCGACAGGACAUGAUAAAAAAUAACCAGGAACUCACAUUUCACACAUAAACAGGUUCAACUAUUCUAUUUAAGCUCCCAUAAUCAUUCUGUUCGUAUUUUUAGUUUUUUACCUGCUAUAGACAGCAUGGAGUGCGUAUUAAGCGAUUCUAGAAAUAGACGCGACUAGAGUUGACACGACGACCACAUUUUCGUAAUUUCAUUUGUUCUGCUUUUUUUUCGUGCAGCCACGUACGUUUCCAAAGAAGUUUUCGUUCAGUUUUCUUUGCAAUCUUAAACUUUGUCUCUUUUUCAAACUUGCAAACGAAACAAUCAAACAAAGCAGAGUUAGCAGACGACACUAAUUUUCUAAUUAGCAGUAAAAUAUCGAUAGAAAUUUUUUAAUCGAACCUCCCCCCUAAAUCCAAAUUGCGCAAAAACAAUAAAAGCUCUCAUCAUCAUCAAAUUUCACUGAGCACUUCCACAAUCAAGAUCAAAGUAAAAAAUUGCACGAAACCUCGCAGAUAAUCACUUUUAGAUCGAAACCGUCACAAUAAGACCCUCCAACACCCACUUGGAAGUCAUCAAGAGGAAUAAAUGCUAUAAUUACCUAAAGCCAACGGCACCGCAAAUUUUUUCGCAAACUCAAGGCAACAAGUCAAUUAAGCACUACAAAAAUGGGAAAUGGGGCCAACAUUGGGGUAGUUGGGGGAAUUUGAGAAAUCUUACGAUCGUAACUAAAAUAACAUCAUCUUAUUUGAGCCAACCCAGUGCGUAUAACACUUGCGCAAAAUUUUCUCGGUUUGACUAAUUCUUACAUAACGGACGCGUUUUCUAACCAAAUUUAUCGCUAUUUUCUCUUUUAAAAAAACUCUCUCCUAUUUCUUUUGACACGGUUACCGACGAAAUACCCUGCGGUGAGUGAGCCCACAUGCCUAAGGUCUAGACUCUCAGACUGUGUUACUCCCACAACGCGUGCAACUGCGAAUAAGUAAGCAUCAUGCAAAAACAUAUUCAAGUGAAAUUUCGCUAGUGAACGAGGGGGAUUUCCCCACUGAAGUGCUACCAAAAAUGAUCGCUAAAAAAGUUGAAGAAUUCAUCCUGGAAACGAUUCUGGAUCAAAACUGGCCAUUGUUGUUGUCAUUUAUAUGUUUUAACCUAGCUUAUGCAAUAGCCAAGUUCCCACUGUGCUCUUUUCUCUUGUGCAUCGCCGGAUUCGCUUUCUUGAUUUCAGUCUACUUUGGAACUCUCUCGCUUGUAUCUACUGGACGUGCUGUUUUGAUCACCGGGUGUGAUUCGGGAUUUGGAAACGAGCUUGCGAAGAAAUUAAAUGCAAUGGGAUUCACCGUCUUUGCGGGUUGUUUGGACGAGAAGAGCAACGGAGCCAUCGAACUAAACAGAACUGGCGACGAAACGGGACAACGGCUUCAUGUCAUUCAAAUGAACGUCACCAAACAAGAAGAGGUGGACCAAGCUCUCGACUACGUGGAGAAACAUCUUCCGGAGAAUGGACUCUGGGGUGUCGUUAACAAUGCCGGGCAAUACAGCAGUCCAGGUUGUUUCGAAUGGAUUCCAACUUAUGUUCUCGAGAAGGAAAUGUCGGUCAAUUUGUUUGGCGCCAUCCGCGUGACCAACGCGUUUCUGCCGCUCAUCCGCAAGAGCCAAGGAAGGAUCGUGAAUGUUUCCUCCAUCAUGGACCGCAUGACAUCUCCGUUUUCUGGCUGCUACACUAUUACCAAAGGCGCCAUCGAGUCUUAUUCGGCCAUUCUUCGACUGGAAAUGAAACGUUUCAACGUCCAAGUCGUCGUGAUUGAACCGGGCAACUUUAUGGCGGCCACGAAUAUUAAUAAAAGCAAUGCUGGUGAAGAUACUUGCCAAUCACGUCGCUUGUGGGAUCAAUUGGACGAGAAAAUAAAAAACGAUUACGGAGAGAAAUGUUUCCAACAAGUAAUUUCCAUCAAUCGGAAGCUGGCAGAAAUUUCGACCGGAGAAUCCCAUACUGUUGUUGAUGCCAUGGUGAACGCAGUUUCCCGACUCUACCCAAAGAACCGAUAUUUCGUGGCCAACAUGUCUGACAAAAUAAUGGCUUAUGGAAUGCAGUUUUUGCCGCUCUUGAUUAGCGAUCGUCUGUUGUUGGCCAUUAUAGAUAAUCCCGUUCUAUUCGAUAGUAUGCAAUAUUUCAAAUAUGUCGUUUUGAUUCCUUUUUUCGCCACUUUACUUUGGUUGGGUGCAAUGAUUUGUAUGUAAUGUUCCAUAAAUAAGAAGGGACAAAACAAUUUCAUUUUGCCCUCAAGUAUGAUAUCGUCAUUUGUUUCAACGCGCUUUCUUAUGUUGCGCUAACGACUAUACUUAUCCGCAAGAAAUGCAAGAAUCCCGAAUGAAAUGGCCAGAAGCAUAUAGCCUUAGCCUUAAUGCAUAUCACUUGUAAUACGCAACCUUCCACUUUCUCUCUGUCAGUACUACUCAGCAGCAAUUAUACUACUUCUGUUUUAUAUAAAAACAAAUUCAGAAUAUUAAAUUAAUUCACUUGGAAA
Molecule: messenger RNA, 2600 nt
Organism: Daphnia pulicaria
Lineage: Eukaryota; Metazoa; Arthropoda; Branchiopoda; Diplostraca; Daphniidae
Product: D-beta-hydroxybutyrate dehydrogenase, mitochondrial-like
Exons: 4
Coding region: 1138-2313 (391 amino acids)
Molecular function (GO): oxidoreductase activity
Source: RefSeq, a predicted model, not a curated record